AUGUCGGAUGAUGAAGCCACACACGAAGGGUACCAUGGGUGGUUCAAGUCGGUGCCAAAGAUGGAACAGGACUUUACCCCGCAACCCAUCGAUGUGACAGCAACGACCGACUCGGCGUCUGGCGCGGGCUCUGCAUGGAACCAAGGCGGCACGUGGGAAGAAAUCAACAAGUCGCAAUGGGCGAAAGAGUCUUUGAAGCGCUUCAUUCUCGAGGAAUUCCAAAUCGUGGAUGCCGCGACUGGAUGGAACGUGCGCGCGACGACCAUUGUCAAGUGCGAUGGGGAUGCCAAGCUCGUGUUUAGUCGUGGCAAGAAGCGUUGCGGGUACGACAUUGCGCUGGAGUUCGACUACGAAGGGGUCCACGUCGGCAAGUCAGAGACGUCGUCGGGCAAGAUCAACCUGCACGACUUUGAGGACACCAACGGCGAAGACUACGAGAUCCACGUCAAGUCCGCCACGUCCUCCGCGCAGGACAAGACCACCGUCGCUAUCAUCAAGAAGCACGAGAACGCGCUGCGAACUGUCCUGUUAGCUUGGAAACAGGACCUGUUGCAACAAUAA
This is a messenger RNA of Aphanomyces astaci, 561 nucleotides long. RefSeq lists its product as hypothetical. Lineage: Eukaryota; Oomycota; Saprolegniomycetes; Saprolegniales; Verrucalvaceae. Gene Ontology annotation, cellular component: cytosol. The transcript has 4 exons. The record is from RefSeq and is a predicted model, not a curated record. Gene Ontology annotation, molecular function: protein-folding chaperone binding; ATPase activator activity. Gene Ontology annotation, biological process: protein folding; positive regulation of ATP-dependent activity. Bases 1 to 561 code for a protein of 186 amino acids.